Molecule: messenger RNA, 711 nt
Organism: Lynx canadensis (Canada lynx)
Lineage: Eukaryota; Metazoa; Chordata; Mammalia; Carnivora; Felidae
Product: phospholipid scramblase 2-like
Exons: 6
Coding region: 1-711 (236 amino acids)
Biological process (GO): plasma membrane phospholipid scrambling
Cellular component (GO): plasma membrane
Molecular function (GO): phospholipid scramblase activity
Source: RefSeq, a predicted model, not a curated record
AUGGCUUUUCGUAAUCGUCAGUCCAUGAUACAAUGGAUGCAAACACCAGGGAUAAUACCCAAUUGUCCACCUGGAUUGGAAUAUCUGACUCAGAUACAUCAGUUACUAGUGUGUCAACGUUUCGAUCUUCUGGAAGUUCUCGGUUGUUUUGCAACUAGUAAAAAAUAUGAAGUCAUGAACAAUCAAGGACACAGAAUUUAUUAUGCAGAAGAAAGAAGUAAUUGUUUCCUCCUAUAUCUCUGUGGACCUUCAAGACCUUUUACCAUGACAAUUUAUGAUAAUGUAGGCCGUGAUGUCAUUACUAUGCAUAGAACUCUAAGAAGUAGCUGUUGCUGGAGAAACUGCUACGUACAAAAGCUAAAAGUUGAAGCUCCUCCUGGUGAAAAAAUUGGAUAUGUGUAUCAAUACUUUCACCCAUUUUUGCCAAAGUUUAAAAUAAAAAAUGAGAAUAAGGAGGAUGUAAUGAAAAUUAGAGGGCCAUGUAUGCUUUCCAGCUGUCUCACGGAUUUAGAUUUUAAUGUGAGGUCUCUGGAUGAAGAAAUAGUUCUUGGCAAAAUUUCAAAAAAAUGGGCUGGAUUUAUGAGGGAACUAUUCACCAAUGCUGAUAAAUUUGGAAUCCAGUUUCCAUUGGAUCUUGAUGUUAAGAUAAAAGCGCUGAUGCUUGGAGCAAGUUUCCUCAUUGACUACAUGUACUUUGAACACUGGCCAUAA